UAAAUAAAACCGAGAGCUGAAGUGACCGUCGUCUAAAAAUCUUUCUUCGAAACGGAGAAACAAAAUCAAACAUCAAAAACUAUACUAAUAGAAAAGAUUUUCCACUCUCAAAAUUCUGCAGAUUCAAACGUCACUCUCUUCUUCUCCAAUAUCCAAUACCCAAAUUCUCCUCUUCCAAAACUCAAAACAUUCCGAUUCCGAUUCCUAUUUCAACCUCUCUUUCAAUUCCCCUUUUUCUCUUCCGAUUUCACUCACUACUUUCCCUGUUCCACUUCUCCGUCUCUUCCUUCCCUCGAGCUUUUCAACCUCAAUUCGCCGCCAUACCUUCUUUUCAGUUCAUCCCCAUUUCUUGACGUUUAGGGUUCUUCGUUGCUGGCUUCGCCAAAACCCUAGUUUUUAUUUUGUCUGAAUUUUUGUUUGAAAUUGGUUUUGUUUUAUGAGUCGCGAUGUCGUAGGAGUUUUCUUUCGAUCUAUGUUGUUUACUAAUGGGCGCUCGAACCAGCAACCGUAAGCGGGAUGAUGAGUGUUCGAGUAUUAAUCGUUGUUAUUCAUCGUUGAGAUCACCGGAUUUUCACGUCCCUAAGAAACGUAAAUUUUCUACUAUGUCUGCGGAUCGGCCGGUUGUUUCAUCCAACUCUACUGUCGCUAGACUCUCUCGGUACCCUGAAGAGACUUCGCAAUUGCGUCGAGAAGUCCAUGGUCCUUGUAGAUUGUUCAAAUUUGGGCUCUCGAGGAGCAUCCAUAGGUUUUGGGAGUCUAAAAAUAGUGAUUUGUCGGAACAGGAUGAGGUGGGAAAUGUCUUGUCGUACAAUUACCAAGUUGCGAAGAGUCGUGCAAUUGGUUCGUUGCGGUCGUUCCCUAAGGAUGUUAUUGAAUUGGAUUCGGACUCGCAAACUGAAAGAGAUGUUUCUGGAGACUUGAAGAACGAAGACGUUGUUGAGGUAAUUGAAGAUGAAAACCAGGAGCAUAGGUCUCGUGAGGUUGUUACAAUGGAGGAAUUGGAUACGAAGGUGAUGGAUGUUCGUCAGCCAUCAUCGUCUUUGGAAGUUGUAGAUUUGACAAAUGACGGUUCUAAAGUUGAAAACGCUGAGAAAAUGCUUGGUGCUUUGUCAUUGAACCCGGAUAUGUCCAGUGUUUUGGCUUACAAAAAGUUGCUUCAGAGUGUGGAAAAGCGAACAUCGAGAUUGAAAAGCUUGGAUUUUGAAAUCGAGUUGAAUGAGAAGCGUCGGUCAAUUCUUCAAUCGCUAACUCCAAAAAAGAAGCCUCUUGAUGAGAUUCCACAGGAGCUUUUUACUCCUCUUACUAAGGAGGAGGAAGCCGAGGUUGAACGUGCGUUCUCGAGUAACCGGAGGAGGGUUUUGGUUGCUCAUGAGAAUUCAAAUAUUGAGAUCACUGGAGAAACUUUGCAAUGUCUAAGACCGGCUGCUUGGUUAAAUGACGAGGUGAUUAAUUUGUAUCUUGAGUUGCUGAAAGAAAGGGAAAGAAGAGAGCCAGAGAAGUAUUUGAAAUGCCAUUUCUUUAAUACCUUCUUCUAUAAAAAGUUAAAUGGAAGGAACGGCUAUGAUUACAGAUCUGUCAAAAGAUGGACCAGCCAAAGGAAGUUAAAAUACGAACUCAUUGAUUGUGAUAAAAUAUUUGUCCCCAUCCAUAGAGAAAUACACUGGUGCCUAGCAGUAAUCAACAAGAAAGAGAAGAAGUUUCAGUAUCUCGAUUCUCUCAAGGGAAUGGAUUCUCGUGUUUUAAAAACAUUGGCAAGGUAUUUUGUAGAUGAGGUGAAGGACAAGAGUGGAAAAGAUAUUGAUGUAAGUUCUUGGGCACAAGAAUUUGUCGAAGACCUUCCCGAACAAGAAAAUGGGUUUGAUUGUGGCAUGUUUAUGAUCAAGUAUGCUGAUUUUUAUAGUAGAGGUUUGAAUCUCUGUUUCAAGCAGGAACAUAUGCCUUACUUCCGUCUUCGAACAGCCAAGGAAAUUUUGAGAUUGAGAGCUAACUGAUUUGAAAAGCGGCCGAGUAACAUGCUCAACCAACUAUGCACGCAAUUGCUCGAAAUUUUCAUCAUGUUGGCAAUUAUAGUUCUGAGAUUUUUCUGCACUUUAUGAGUGGCAGCGGCGUUAAAUUGUACGUUUUGUAUUGGUUUCGGGUACAUUACUGUUGAGGAAAGGGUGGUUGAGUGCAGAAAGUAUACGAGAACUUCCACUUCCGAGAACUAAUAAUGUGCUGAACCAUGUAAAUUUGGUAAGUUUAGAAAAGUAUACACAUCCCCACAUAAGUGGUUUAGUGAGAUUCAUUACGACCUAUGUGUUAUUGAAUUAUUUCUCUUUUUUCUUUUUUCUAUUUUUGUGUAUUAAGUUUGAUGAAAAUGUUUGUAAAGAUUAGAGAGUAUCCGUAGAAGGGCAAGGCCGGCCGCUUCUUGAAACAAAGGUUCGUUCAUUA
This is a messenger RNA of Cucumis melo (muskmelon), 2430 nucleotides long. Its product is annotated as ubiquitin-like-specific protease ESD4. Lineage: Eukaryota; Viridiplantae; Streptophyta; Magnoliopsida; Cucurbitales; Cucurbitaceae. Gene Ontology annotation, cellular component: nucleus. Gene Ontology annotation, molecular function: deSUMOylase activity. The transcript has 9 exons. The record is from RefSeq and is a predicted model, not a curated record. Gene Ontology annotation, biological process: protein desumoylation. Bases 486 to 1991 code for a protein of 501 amino acids.